Messenger RNA from Heterobilharzia americana, 924 nucleotides. Lineage: Eukaryota; Metazoa; Platyhelminthes; Trematoda; Strigeidida; Schistosomatidae. The record is from the annotation of a GenBank genome assembly.
AUGGGUAUUCGCACACAGUGUGUGCUGAGUCGCACUUUAGACAAACCGAACGUGUUCCCGAACCUCUUGCUUAAGCUGAAUGGGAAACUUGGUGGGGUGAACUGGCAGAUACCGGAUCUGAUCAAGAACAGUCAAGAGCUGAUAAUGGUUUUCGGAGCAGACGUGACCCACCCAGCGCCUACACAGACUCAGCAAGUCCGAAAGUCAAUCGCUGCAGUUAUUGGUAGUGUGUCACCGGACCUGAUGAGAUACGGAGUGGUAAUCCGCCAACAAGCGACGACGGAGAAGGGAAAUAAGGCGGCUAGAGAGAUCAUUGAUGAUAUGCGUCUUAUCGUGAAGGAACUGCUUGAGCUUUAUUUGCGAAAUACGAAUGGUCGGUUCCCAACACGCAUGAUAUUCUAUCGUGAUGGAGUUUCCGAAGGCCAGUUUGAGAAUGUGUUGGUGGAAGAGCUGGCAGCUAUCCAGAGGGCCUGUACAGAUAUUCGUCCUGGUGAGGAGCCAGGUAUAACUUACAUUGUUGUACAGAAACGCCAUCACGUUCGAUUCAGACCGUCUGACCCCAGGGCACGAAAUGUGGAGCCAGGAACGGUGGUUGACAGGGAGAUCACGCAUCCGCGAGAGUUUGAUUUCUAUCUGUGCUCUCAAGAGGGUAUUCAGGGUACGUCAAAGCCUGCCCAUUACCAUGUUCUAUACGAUGAUAACAACUGGACCUCGGAUGCACUGCAGACGUUUACUUACCACUUGUGCUAUUCUUACAUGAGGUGUUCUCGGAGUGUGUCGUACCCAGCGCCGACGUAUUAUUCUCACUUGGCUGCGUUUCGUGCACGUGACUGGUUGUCAGAUGUUGAGAAGCCGGGAGUUUUAUUGGAUGGCAGUCGUUUCAAAGUGCACAGGAGCCAGGUGGAUGGGAUGUUCUAUUUGUAA